UGUUGUUGUUUAGUUACUAAGUCGUGGCAGACUCAAACCCGUAUCUCUGACAUUAGCAGGCAGAUUCUUUACCGUUGAGCCACCUGAGAAGCCCUCAUUUGUCCGUAACAUUUGUGUUUAUUGAAUUCUUUCUGCUUGGCACUAUGUACCAAAUACUUUAAGACAUACAAAUUUGUAUUUGAUGUGGUCCCUGCUUUCGUUAGUUUAGGAGUGGGAAAAAUGUAUUCAGAAGUAAUUCUCACAAAGAAGAAUGUAAACAAUGCUGAAGAAAAGAGAGAGAGAGAUAAAAGGCUAUGGGAGAUUAGAAAGGGGGGAUUUUUUUUUGCUUAGGGUGAGAUAGGAGUUCAUUUAUGUGUUCAAAAAGGUGACUUGGUAUAUUGUACAUACCUACUUCCCUAGAAGUCCAAUGGCUAAGACUCUUCACUCCCAAUACAGAGAGCCCAGGUUCGAUCCCUAGUCAGGGAUCUAGAUCCUGCAGGCCUCAACUACGACCCAACACAAUCAAAUAAAUAUAGGGGAAAAAAAUUUGUUCAAAUAAUAAAUUAGUGAACAAAAUGUAUGUUGUAACAGAUUGGAUUCCUAAGUUUUCUCGUAAUAGCAGUUCAUUCAGAUUAAAGUAUUAUUGAAAAGAUAGAGAAAUGAGAAAAAAAAAAAAAACUUAAACAGUUAGGCCGCCCUUGGGGAUGAGAAUCUCAAAGAGCCAGAUCUCAUGGACCAGAUUCUUUGGCUAGUGAAUGACUGAGCUCCAGCUACCCUCUGUCCUUGUGUAUCUUACUCAAUAUUCAAGUUUCUGUAAGACCAGAUUGGAUUGCUUUAGCUGCUGUGGAGGUGGAGGAUAGAGUAUUGUGAUUCACAAUCCCACCAAAGCCUUAUGAGAUGUGGGAGAGUCAGUUUUCCAAAGGAUGGUGGGCUAAGGAGAGAAGUGAUGCCAGGCAGAGAAAAUCAGUUGUUGUUUAUUAGAACUGUGUAGCCUUUAUAGAGGACUUAGUAUGGGCUAGGCACUAUGGUAUAUUAUUUAUGUGGCUUUUGAUAUUUAACCCUCAACAGCUCUAGGAGGGAGCAGUCAUCAGCUUUGGUGUAUGUGUUGGCAGGUUCUGAAAUCUCCUUGAAGCAACUCAGAUUAAAGAAGAUCAAAACAACAGAGUCUUUGCCAACUGGAGAAUGGACCGAUUGGGUUCCUUUAGCAAUGAUCCCUCUGAUAAGCCACCUUGCCGAGGCUGCUCCUCCUACCUCAUGGAGCCUUAUAUCAAGUGUGCAGAAUGUGGUCCACCUCCUUUUUUCCUCUGCUUACAGUGUUUCACGCGAGGAUUUGAGUACAAGAAACAUCAAAGUGAUCAUACUUAUGAAAUAAUGACCUCAGAUUUUCCUGUUCUUGAUCCCAGCUGGACUGCUCAAGAAGAAAUGGCUCUUUUAGAAGCUGUGAUGGACUGUGGCUUUGGAAAUUGGCAGGAUGUAGCCAAUCAGAUGUGCACCAAGACCAAGGAGGAGUGUGAGAAGCACUAUAUGAAGCAUUUCAUCAAUAACCCUCUGUUUGCAUCUACCCUGCUGAACCUGAAGCAAGCAGAGGAGGCAAAAACUGCUGACACAGCCAUUCCGUUUCACUCUGCAGAUGACCCUCCCCGACCUACCUUUGACUCCUUGCUUUCUCGGGACAUGGCAGGAUACAUGCCAGCUCGAGCAGAUUUCAUUGAGGAGUUUGACAAUUAUGCGGAGUGGGACUUGAGAGAUAUUGAUUUUGUCGAAGAUGACUCGGACAUUUUACACGCUCUGAAGAUGGCUGUAGUGGAUAUCUAUCAUUCCAGGUUAAAGGAGCGACAAAGACGAAAAAAAAUUAUAAGAGACCAUGGAUUAAUCAACCUUAGGAAGUUUCAGUUAAUGGAACGACGAUAUCCCAAGGAAGUCCAAGAUCUUUAUGAAACAAUGAGGCGAUUUGCAAGGAUAGUGGGGCCGGUGGAGCAUGACAAGUUCAUUGAAAGCCAUGCAUUGGAAUUUGAACUCCGAAGGGAAAUCAGAAGGCUCCAGGAAUAUAGGACGGCAGGCAUUACCAAUUUUUGUAGUGCCAGAACCUAUGAUCACCUCAAGAAGACUCGAGAAGAGGAACGCCUCAAACGCACCAUGCUCUCUGAGGUCCUCCAGUACAUCCAGGACAGCAGUGCCUGCCAGCAGUGGCUCCGCCGGCAGGCUGACAUUGAUUCUGGCCUGAGUCCUUCUGUUCCCAUGACUUCGAAUUCAGGUAGACGAAGUGCACCGCCCUUGAACCUCACUGGCCUCCCUGGCACAGAGAAGUUGAAUGAGAAAGAAAAAGAGCUCUGUCAGAUGGUGAGGUUGGUCCCGGGAGCCUAUUUAGAAUACAAAUCUGCUCUGUUGAACGAAUGUAACAAGCAAGGAGGCUUAAGACUGGCACAGGCAAGAGCACUCAUCAAGAUAGACGUGAACAAAACCCGGAAAAUCUAUGAUUUCCUCAUCCGAGAAGGAUACAUCACCAAAGCCUGAGGCUCCCCAGGAAUGUGGCGGGCCAAAGGACCGCACGGCCUUUCUGGAGCCUUGUUUUUGAACUGAAGUCUCAUUGUGGAAAGAGGGGAAGAACAAAGGAAAUCUUCAGUUUUAUUAGUGUCUACUUUCUUCUCCACCCUGCUUUAAAAUACUCCUGUUGUUGGUAUUGUGCUGCAGAAUUAUGUGCUAGAUAAGCUAUUGUUAAUUGUGUGUGGGCAUUCAUUCCUAACACCUCUUGUAACUAAAACAAGAACCAUAGUACCUCACAUCACAGUGUUAGUAGAAAUAGAACUAAACCAGUCUGUAAUCCCAGGAGUGCAGCUCAGGUUCUUGUACCUGCUUGGGAGGUUGGUUUUCUGAUUAUGUUUUGCCUUCAAACGUUACAGAUUUAAAAUAAAGAGGUUAUAGUGAGAGAAGGCUUUCUCUUUCUGUUUGAGGGUUUCUUUUUAACCUGACAACUUAUGUUUUUGAGUAGAAAGGAGUAAAACCUCCCCAUGAUGAUCUUGUCCCAAACUGUACUUUGAACUUGAAUGUCUGGCUCUGUAAUCUGCAGUCUGAUUGGCUAAUCUGCAGAAGACUUUUGAGGAGGUAGCAAUGGAUAUAAAAUGUCUCUGUUAUUGUUAGAAUUGAUUAAAAUGUUUUGCUACUUAA
Odocoileus virginianus texanus is the source of this 3144-nucleotide messenger RNA. The record is from RefSeq and is a predicted model, not a curated record. Lineage: Eukaryota; Metazoa; Chordata; Mammalia; Artiodactyla; Cervidae.